Messenger RNA from Drechmeria coniospora, 1116 nucleotides. RefSeq lists its product as uncharacterized. Lineage: Eukaryota; Fungi; Ascomycota; Sordariomycetes; Hypocreales; Ophiocordycipitaceae. Gene Ontology annotation, molecular function: nucleic acid binding. The record is from RefSeq and is a predicted model, not a curated record. The transcript has 2 exons. The coding region runs from base 1 to 1116 and encodes 371 amino acids.
AUGGCCAUACUCCGCGCCGCCCCUCCCCCCGGGGGCUUAUCAUCGAGCCAGAGCACGCAUCAGAAUCAAUCAUCGGCCGCGGCCCCCACAACCGUCACCAACGGCGCCAUCGACAUCGAUGCCUGGACCGUCUCGGCCCUUCAAUCCCUCAGCGUUUCGCCCGUCGCCCGCGGCACCGGCACGCCCUUGGCCAUUCCCAUCGACGAGCACACACCCGUCAGACACCAGGUCCGCGCUGUUGCUUUGGAUACGCCCCAGACGCCAGAGACUCCUCGUCGCCCGCCGUCUCGCCGCGAUAGUCAGCGUCACCGUGAGGCGCUCCUGAAAGGGAACGAGGGCAGUCGGCAGCGUCGUCGAUGGGAGAAUGAUCGACUCGUCGGCGUGCCCAAUGUGCAACCCCCGCUGCCGAGUGACUGGGAGGUUCACCCCAGCCACCCGGUCCAUUGCGUCCCGUAUCAGGUGGCCCAGUUUUGGGAUCGUGGCAUCCGCGAACGGGUCCAAGAAAAGACUGUCUCGUUGCAGGCGGCUCGCAAGAAGCAGCAGCGCACGACCGGCAGCGCCACGGGUCUCGGCGCCGGCGAGGUCCCGCGCGACCUGCGCGAGUCGGCCAAGCGCAGUCCCGUAAUCCGGGGCUGGGUUCGUGCUCUGGAGGAGCCGGUGAGGCAGUUCAUCGUCGGCGAACGGAAGCGCCGGGUGGACAUGGAAACUGCCCGACGGAACGACGACAGCGCCGCCGAGGAGAUGGACUCGGACGAUGAGGAGAUCGUCUUCGUCGGCCGCAGCGGCGCCAUGCGGGAGCUGAAGGAGAAGAAGGAAGCCAUGUACAAGAUGGCGAGACGCGAGGUCGAGCAGGAGAUUGUCGACUCGGGCAUGGUCUUUGACUCGUUUGGCGACGGCGAAAAUGCCGCUUUCAAGUGGGAUUUCAUCUCCUUUGACCUCUUGGCUGGAAAUGCUGACCGGGACGACAGGCGCUGGCUUGCCCAUUCCAUCUCCGACUACUACGGCCUCGCAUCUCGAUCCGUCACCAAGACCAAUUCGUCAAGGGUCGUCUAUGUCGGCCUUCCGACAGCCCAUCAGCUCACACAGUUGCCUCGGCCUCUAUGGGAGCUCUGCUGA